GCGGGACCGACGAGGCGUCUGUGGCCCGGAAGUCCGGGCCCUGCGGCCGGGUCGGCUGAUCCUGGAGAUUCUCCAGGAUAACUUAGAAGCUGCCAAUGGCUGUCGAUAUUCAACCAGCAUGCCUUGGACUUUACUGUGGGAAGACCCUAUUGUUUAAAAAUGGCUCAACUGAAAUAUACGGAGAAUGUGGGGUGUGUCCGAGAGGACAGAGAACAAAUGCACAGAAAUAUUGCCAGCCUUGCACAGAGUCCCCAGAGCUUUAUGAUUGGCUGUAUCUUGGAUUCAUGGCUAUGCUUCCUCUUGUUUUGCAUUGGUUCUUCAUUGAAUGGUACUCGGGAAAAAAGAGUUCCAGUGCACUUUUCCAACACAUCACUGCAUUAUUUGAAUGCAGUAUGGCAGCUAUUAUCACCUUACUUGUGAGUGAUCCAGUUGGUGUUCUUUAUAUCCGUUCAUGUCGAGUACUGAUGCUUUCUGACUGGUACACAAUGCUUUACAACCCAAGUCCAGAUUACGUUACCACAGUGCACUGUACUCAUGAAGCUGUCUACCCACUCUACACCAUUGUAUUUAUCUAUUAUGCCUUCUGCUUGGUAUUAAUGAUGCUGCUCCGACCUCUCCUGGUAAAGAAGAUUGCCUGUGGGUUAGGGAAAUCUGAUCGAUUUAAAAGUAUUUAUGCUGCACUUUACUUCUUCCCAAUUUUAACUGUGCUUCAGGCAGUUGGCGGAGGCCUUUUAUAUUAUGCCUUCCCGUACAUUAUAUUAGUGUUAUCUUUGGUCACUCUAGCUGUGUACAUGUCGGCCUCUGAAAUAGAGAACUGCUAUGAUCUGCUGGUCAGGAAGAAAAGACUCAUUGUUCUCUUCAGCCACUGGUUACUUCAUGCUUAUGGGAUAAUCUCCAUUUCCAGAGUGGAUAAACUCGAACAAGAUUUACCCCUUUUGGCUUUGGUACCCACACCAGCCCUUUUUUACUUGUUCACUGCAAAAUUUACUGAACCUUCACGGAUACUCUCAGAGGGAGCCAAUGGACACUGAAUAUAAAAUGCCAAAAAAGCCUAAGAAGUAUUCUUAAUAAAAAAGUACAGAAAUAAAAAGUAUGUAUUAGUAUUCUUCUGUCAUACAUGGGAAUAAGAUUGUCAGUAUAACUUAAUGUUUUUGGUUGGUUGGUUUGGUUUUAGUUUUGACUAGAGACUUAAUGGUUAGACUUGGAAAAUACAAAAUACUCUGUUACAUAGUAAAAUACACUAGACAUUUACAGCACACUAUUAGAUGGCACACUAUUAGGAAGCACUUGCCUUGCAACAAUUUAGUUAUUCUUUAGAGUAAAAUCAUGUUUCUGUGUACCUACCAGUAUGUUGUUUCUUUUGUUAUUAAGAAAAACUUUAACAAGUAUAAUCUGAAAUCCGUAGUUUUGCCACAAUUGUGCAUGCCUGUUGUUUUUGCUGGUUAUGUAUAACUAAUUAUAAAGACGUACAUACCUGUGGGGUCUGAUAGCAAACAUGGAAGUAAAGUAUGUUGUUUUUAUCUAUUUAUUUUGACCAAUACAGUAUUUUGAUCUAUUACAAAAAUAGGCCACAAUUUAUAUAACUGGUUUCCUGUGUACGGGUAGUUUGUUUGAAGAUCUAUUAGGGUUAUUCCUGUUCCUGUAAAGAAAAACAGUCAUGAACAGCUUAGCUACAAAAAGCCUCGGAUGUUCCAUUUGUAUUUGCCACAAUAAUCAUGGGAAUUCAGAAUAUUAGGUAGUGAGGUUAAUGUCUUUUUCCCAAAUGAAUAAACACAUGUACUCACAUACUCCCUUUUACAUCUUUUUUUUUUUCAGAACAUCAUUAAAAAAAAAUUUUAUUGUUCAAUCAAUUACAGUUGUCCCAUUAUUCCCCCAUUACUCUCCACUGCCCACCCCUCACCUCCUACAUUCAAUCCUCCUCGGGCCCCCCUCGCACCCCCAUUGCCUUUGCCCGUGGGUCCUUCAUACAUGUCCUUGGGCCCUUCCCCUUCUUUCCCAUUAUCCUCUCCCCACUCCCCCGUGGUCACUGUCAGUUCGGUCUUUAUUUCCGUCUCUGGUUCUGUUUUGCUCCUUGUUUGUUUUGUUGAUUAGCUUCCACUUAUAGGUGAGACAUCUCAUUUCUUAAGGAUGCAUACACAUGCCAUAUUUUUAGAUUCGGAGACACCUUUUUUCCCCACAUUGUGAUAUUUCCGAAUCUUGCAAUCAAUGGCUUCUUAGAUUUAACAAAAUACAGAAUAUAUACAGCAUAUAAACCUCCUGU
Pteronotus mesoamericanus is the source of this 2260-nucleotide messenger RNA. It is a transcript of the gene JKAMP, whose product is annotated as JNK1/MAPK8 associated membrane protein. Gene Ontology annotation, cellular component: membrane. NCBI's taxonomy places the organism in Eukaryota, Metazoa, Chordata, Mammalia, Chiroptera, Mormoopidae. Gene Ontology annotation, biological process: response to unfolded protein. Gene Ontology annotation, molecular function: ubiquitin protein ligase binding. The transcript has 7 exons. The record is from RefSeq and is a predicted model, not a curated record. Bases 96 to 1031 code for a protein of 311 amino acids.